GCCAUCAUUUGGAGACGGGCAUGGGCUUCCUGAGGCAGAUAAGACUUUUGCUUUGGAAGAAUUGGACACUGAGGAAAAGGCAAAAGAUUCGUUUUGUUGUGGAACUGGUGUGGCCUUUGUCUUUAUUCGUUGUCCUGAUCUGGCUAAGGAAUGCCAACCCACUCUACAGCCAGCAUGAAUGCCAUUUCCCCAACAAGGCAAUGCCCUCAGCUGGACUGCUACCAUGGCUCCAAGGGAUUUUUUGCAAUGUGAAUAAUCCUUGUUUCCAGAGCCCCACCCAGGGAGAAUCUCCUGGCAUCGUGUCAAACUAUAACAACUCCAUCUUGGCAAGGGUCUACCAAGAUGUUCAAGAGCUCCUGAUAAAUGCACCAGAAAGCAAAGUCCUUGGCCAGAUUUGGAAUGAGCUACGUUUGUUAUCCCAGCUCAUGGAAACUCUCAGGACUCAUCCUGAGAGAAUAGCAGGGCUUAUGGAAAGCAGGUGUCAAAAUCAGCAGCCCCGCCUUCUGGGUGGUAGCAAAGGAAGAGGUAUCAGAAUCAAGGACAUUCUGAGAGAAGAGGAGACACUGACACACUUCCUGGUGCACACAUUUGGCUUGCCUGACUCUGUGGUCUAUCUUCUGAUGAACUCCCAAGUCCGUCCUGAGCAGUUUGCUUAUGGUGUCCCAGACCUGAUGCUGAAAGACAUUGCCUGCAGUGAAGCUCUGCUAAACCGGUUCAUCAUCUUCAGCCAGCGACGAGGGGCCCAAACUGUCCAGAGAGCCAUGUGUCCCCUGUCCCAAGGCAGUCUGCAGUGGGUGGAAGAUGCCCUGUAUUCCAAUGUGGACUUCUUUAAGCUCUUUCAGCUGCUUCCCACGCUCUUAGACAGCAGCUCUCAAGGUAUCAAUCUGAGAUCCUGGGGAAGGGCUUUAUCUACUAUGUCUCCAAGAGUGCAAGAGCUAGCCCAUCGGCCAAGUGUCCAGGACCUGCUGUGGGUAACAGGGCCCCUCCUGCAGAAUGGAGGGCCAGAGUCAUUUAGCCAAUUGAUGAGGAUCCUCUCUGAGCUCUUGUGUGGUUACCCAGAGCGGGGUGGUUCCAGAGUGUUUUCCUACAACUGGUAUGAAGACAACAACUACAAAGCCUUCCUAGGCAUAGAUCCUUCCAGAAAAGAUCCUGUCUAUUCUUAUGAUAAAAGAACAAAAAUACAACAGGGCAAGCCCUAG
Messenger RNA from Vombatus ursinus (common wombat), 1199 nucleotides. Its product is annotated as retinal-specific ATP-binding cassette transporter-like. The record is from RefSeq and is a predicted model, not a curated record. Lineage: Eukaryota; Metazoa; Chordata; Mammalia; Diprotodontia; Vombatidae. The transcript is spliced from 10 exons. Bases 21 to 1199 code for a protein of 392 amino acids.